AUGUCUACGGUAGACCCGGCUAAGCAAUCAGCCGUCGCUGCCUGCGCUACAUGCAAGAAACUCAAGAUGCGGUGUGCACGGACGCAGUCAGGAGGUACUGGCCCUUGUGAUCGAUGUCUUCAUAACGGCCGCUCUUGUUUCAUCCCACCUGCACAAAAACUUGGACGAAAGCGAGGUUCUGCUGGACGCUAUCAAGGGGUAAACAAGGCCCUACGGAACCUUCAGCUUGCGUUACAAAAGGCGGAGGAAACAACGCCCACUGAAAAUUCAAGAAUCAUCGGCAGUGUUUCAGGGAUAUUGAACGAUGAAACGGUCACAACCCAACUUCAUGCUGACUCUAAAAACACCUCAUCCCCUCAAACCUCACUCGUAGUUGAAAAUCCCUACAAUACAUCCCAUUGGACUGGUCAUACUCCAAUAAUAGUUGAGCAGCCGCUUUUGAAUAGCAAUGACACACAGAAUAAUCAGGACGAGGCAGGUGAUCGCCAUAUGCGGCGAAAUAGCACUACCAAUCCUCUCUGGCUUAUAGCCGAUGCCUCUCGGGAGGCUCUAGCAUCAAUGGUAUCACAUCGAGAAUCCAGUCGAAUUUAUGACACGCAGCCUUCACCAGGGAAUAUUCUGAACAGGAGUCGCUAUCUACUCAAUAUAUCAAGCUGUGUUCCUCUGGGUUUACAACUGGACCCUCAAGUUCUGGAAGAAGGAUUAGAUACGCUCUUUACCACUUCCGAUCAACGAAGAACCGCGCUAGAGUAUUUUAAAUUUCGAGAUAUCAACCAUUUCCCUGAUACAGGGCCUGAUUUUGACCCUAUUGAACAAGGGCUUGUGACAAUCCAGGAAGCUAGGAACCUCUUUUCUAUGUUUGUGUCUCCCAAAUAUCUGUUCACGACUUUGGAUAACCUUGUCCGCAGCUACUUUGAAAAAAUCGAUCCGAUAUGCUGUAUUCUCGAUUCAAAAUUGCAUACUUUUGAAUUUGUUCGGUCCCGUUCAGCUCUUCUGUUCACCUGGGUUUUAGCCAUCACUGUUCAAUUUGACUCAGAACAUUCUGCGCUUGCCAAACGACUGCGUGUGCAUGGAGAAAAGCUCUGCCAACACAUUUAUAUUCAGGGCUUCAAGUCGACAGAGAUUGUUCAGGGUUAUUAUAUCUACUUACACACAGCCACCCCGGCCCCAUCCUACGGAGAAGAGCAUUCAGGGCUUUAUGCAGCGUAUGCUUUUGGAUUAGCUUCCACUCUUUAUCUCGACGAACCUUGUAGGCGAAUGAGACGUGGGAUUGAUCCACCAAGUCUGAUAGAUUAUGACCUGUUAUCGCGCAAUCGCGAACGAACUUGGCUCAGAAUUCUAGCUUGGGAGAAAGCUAAUAGUGCCGUGUGCAACCGAACGGAUGUGUUUCCGGAAAAUGACAUUGUUCGCAAUAUUGAAACUUGGUGGCGACAUCCACUAGCCACGAGCACUGACAGAUAUACCUGCGCAUUGAUAGCACUUUGGCAGCGAGCUGCCACACUACGUUCUGAUCUCAGGCGCCAGACCGAUAUUGAUAAUCCUGAUCCGCAUUGGAUAGCACGGAAUGUGGAGGAUUCAUUGGCAUUCUGGCAUCAAUGUUGGAUGAUGCAAAAAGAGCCAGCCACACAGUUUGAAUUGAUUUCUGAUAUUCAACUGCGCUACAUUUAUAUGCAUGUCAGACUUUGGGCACUUUCCUUUCUUCUGAGCAAAAUAUCUGGAAAGGAAUUGAAAAUCAAAAGUAUCGUACAAAACUCCUUUAAAUUUGCAGUGGACUUCUGCGAGACGGUGGUUCAAGACCUCCAAAAUAUCGGCGAGCCGUUGUAUCUUAUGAUGACUCCAAUAUGGGCUAUGAUGUGCUAUGCAGCAAUACUGUCACUCAAUUUUUUCCCUAUUAUAUACGGUGAUAAGCCAGGCUCAGAUGCCCAACUAAUCGCACUAUUAUCCCGGGUGGCCUUACAGCUUGAACAAGCUGGAAGUACGCCUCCGCCACGAUAUGGGCUGGCAGCAUUACUAGGACAACAUUUAAAGAUGAUUUUACAAACCAAAUUGUCGGCUUUGUGUGCGGCGCCUAAGCAAGUAGCACAGACGAUAGAGGGUGAACAGUCCAGAAUAAGUCCGGAUGCUUGCGACCAGAUACCAUCACUGGGCCUUUCCCAUAAUUACGAUGACCUUGACUCAACGCUUCCCGCAACGUAUCUUACAGGCGAAGAUGACAUUUUCCAAGAAAACUUUGGCGACUUCUUGCAAGAGUUCUUUGGUCAAAGGUUUGGUCAGUAGACUAUUGAAUAUACUGGAUAAUCCACUGUAAACGGCGUGAUAGUAUUGAACUGAGCCAAAUCCAGUCAGAUAAAUUAAAGUGAAACCAGUACAAAUGUUACGGUAGAUAAAUGGAUCCCC
Talaromyces proteolyticus is the source of this 2397-nucleotide messenger RNA. RefSeq lists its product as uncharacterized. The transcript is spliced from 9 exons. Lineage: Eukaryota; Fungi; Ascomycota; Eurotiomycetes; Eurotiales; Trichocomaceae. Gene Ontology annotation, cellular component: nucleus. The coding region runs from base 1 to 2277 and encodes 758 amino acids. Gene Ontology annotation, molecular function: DNA-binding transcription factor activity, RNA polymerase II-specific; zinc ion binding; transcription cis-regulatory region binding. Gene Ontology annotation, biological process: regulation of DNA-templated transcription. The record is from RefSeq and is a predicted model, not a curated record.